Molecule: messenger RNA, 2672 nt
Organism: Cucurbita pepo subsp. pepo (vegetable marrow)
Lineage: Eukaryota; Viridiplantae; Streptophyta; Magnoliopsida; Cucurbitales; Cucurbitaceae
Source: RefSeq, a predicted model, not a curated record
AUUCCUUAAUUUUUGUGGGUUCUGUCGAUUCAAUUUUUGUUGUGGAAUUAUGAAUGAUUGCGAUAUCUUUGUCUCUUCGCUUCUGAAUCAUGUUGUUUGGCUUCUCGAUUGUCCCAAUGCCUUGAUUUUGUUUUCUGAGUUGUUAAUUUUGUUUGUGCUGGACAUGGUUCACCUUUCUUCUCAUUUCUCAUCAAAUUUCCUAGCAACUUCAUACAUUCAACUCAUGUUCUUUUCUGUUAACUGCAAGAUGUUCUGGGUGGAGUUUUUUUUUAUCUGGUUUCUUGUGUUUGAUAUUCAGGCUCUUAAAGUUUGAACACUCAAGAUGAGUAUUAAACUCAUAGAUGAGUAUUAUUUAAACUCAUAGAUGAGUAUUAUACUCAUAGAUGAACUGAACGGUGUCGCCUCAAUGUGAAAUUUUGUGUAGAUUGGGUUUAGCUUUUGGCAAGAAACUCUGCCUGAGGUAGCUUCACUGAUUAAGAGUAGAAUUCAAUCCUUAUUCCACAUGGGUUCACUGAUAAAUGGUUGCAAUUUAGAAAUCUUUAGCUUGGGUUAAUCAAAACUCAAAGAUAUAAUAACUCCAGUGAAGCCUUUGUAGUUAUUUAUGGAACUUCUUGGUAUUGGAGCAAAUAUGCAGGGUUCGAGCAACUAUCCGAACUCUUAUUUCAGUCGGGAUCGUAAAGGAGUUGUUGGUAGCUGUGUAUGACCACAAAUCAGUGAGGAUAAAAUGGUGAACGGUCGACAUAGCUCCAAUGGUUUCUUAUCACCGUUGUCAGCGGGUCUGUAUGUCGAUUGUGGCCGAGAAGCGCUGAAGCAGAUAAUGAUUAAGCAAGAAUUGGUUUUUAGGGAUCAGCUUUUCGAACUUCAUCGCCUUUAUAGACGACAGAGGGAGUUUAUAGCCGAGAUGAAGAGGGAAUCAUGUAAGCAUGAUGUUCGCGUUACGACAGCUCGGGUCUCUGCGUUGUGUGCUCAAGAUGCACGUAACUUCCCUGUGUAUAAUCAAUCAUCUAUUUUCGGUGAAAAAAAGACGUCGUUACUUUCAUGUCUAGGGAAGAACUUUCAAACAGAUUCGGACUCCGUUCUGAAUGGAAGUUGUUCAACGAAUACUUACGUUUCGGAAUCUAAGAGAAAGAUUUUGGGAAAAGUGAUGUUUGAUCUUGAACUUCCAACUGACAGCAAACACUCGAACGUAAAAGAUGAAUUGACCGAAAGGCCUGAAAUAUCGAGCUGUGAUCUGAAGAGAAUACCUGAGAUUGUUCAUAUUAGUGAUAGAACACCUUUUCUUGCCAAGUAUGAUUUGAAUGCCUCAUUAUUAGAGAAAACUAAGGUCUCGGUUGAUUUAAACGAUCCUCUGAACUUUGAGGAAGAAUCGAGUUUUGGAUACGUCGGUUUAAACGAGGCUACUGGCCACAGGGAGAUCCUUUUCCAUGAGCUCUAUGGCAAAGCCAAUUCAAACUUUCUUGUUUACUCAGAGCAAGACAAAGAUAUUGCAAGUUCAAGUCUGUCAUCAUCCACUACAUCUUUGACAAAAUCUGCACAAGAUCCUAAAGAACACCAUAUUUUGGAUGCUGAGAGUUCCAAAAUGUUGAUAGAAAAUGCUAUGCUUGCUGAAGACGAUCGCUCUAGCGUUAAGAACUUGAUAUCUAGAAUUGGGUCUGAUAGUGUAAGCAGCUCUCUUGAGAUAAGCUUCAGUAAUGGCACCAAGUCCGAGAGCGUAAAAGGAGAAUCUCGUCGCUCAUUCGAGGCUUCUGCAAAUUGGAUCAAAGGUCGAAUCGACCUCAAUGUGUGCAUAAAUGAAGAAUGUUUAGCAACACCUUGUUGCUCCACUGAAAUGAAACAUUCAAUUACAGGAGAGUUUGAUGACCAAGUUGGAUCAAAUUUUCUAAACUCCAUUCGAGAUGAUGGCGAACCAUUGGAGGAUCUCGUCGCGAUUGCAGCAGAACGUUUGAUGUCUAUUUCAUCAUCGGCGGCUCAAAAUUGUCAGAAAAACAUCAGCUGUCAGUAUGUUCCAGCUUCAUGUGAAUCUUUAUCCUGGUUUGCUGAAAUAGCCUUGAACAAUAAGGAUGCUAAUGACUCAACGGAGCUUUCACCAAAUUCCAUGGAUGACUUUGAGAUCAUGACAUUGAAGUUGAAAGAAACAAAAGUGGAAGAGUGUUCUUUGAUAGUAAGUAACCACGACGAGGCAGCGGUAAAACAUGUUUCUUCGUCUUCAUGUCAACUCGGGAAGAGCCGUGUGAGGCGGAGUCCGUGCAAGAAUUUUCAGACAGAAAUUCUUCCAAGUCUUGCAACUUUGUCGAGGUACGAGGUUAAAGAAGACAUUCAAGCAAUAGGAGGUCUGAUAGAAGUUGCAAAUUCUCGAGGUAGAACGACAUGGACUCGAGGUAGAACGACAUGGACUCGAGGGAAGAGACGGUUAUGUAACUCAUCUUCAAAACUUACAGAAACUGUCUUAGGGUCAAUCAUGGAUCAAGUAAACAGUAGCAAGGUUCUACUUUGGGGAAAUAUUACUCGUCGUCGUCGGGGACAGAGAUAUCGAGCUUGUAAUCGAAAGAUCGUUGUAGGACAAGUAUAGUCAUACUUUUAAUAAAUGAAGUGAUCUCAUACACUAUGGAAACUGAUCUGAGUCUUUAAUUUGGAUACUACAAUUUGAACAACAAAAAUGAAAGUAGAAUUGA